This is a messenger RNA of Amphiprion ocellaris (clown anemonefish), 861 nucleotides long. RefSeq names its product paraneoplastic antigen Ma1 homolog. The record is from RefSeq and is a predicted model, not a curated record. Lineage: Eukaryota; Metazoa; Chordata; Actinopteri; Pomacentridae. Bases 1 to 861 code for a protein of 286 amino acids. The transcript has a single exon.
AUGGCUCAACUGAUGAACUGGUGUGUUGGAGAAGGCAUAGAUCCAGUGAAAGCUUUGCUGCUGAAAGAUGUACCUCCAGAUGCUGCAGUGGAUUUCAUCGAAGAAACGCUGCAGACUAUCAAAGCACUUGGGAAAGUCAGAGUGAGAGGAAGAAUGUAUGAUCCGCAGUCCCAAAGUUUAACUGUGCUAUGUGAGUGCAGGGAGAAGGUGGAUACAAGUGCUAUUCCUCCGGAUGUUCUGCCUGAGGGGUCUGCUGUGUCAUGGAGAAUCUUUGGACUCUCUGAACAGGAGCAGGAAGGAAAACCACCGGUUCCAGAUGCUGGUGAUGGUCAAGAUGUGUGUUCACUACGAGCUUCUACUCCUGAAGCUAUCAUCAGAGCAGUUGGUGAUAUUCUGCAAAAAACAAGCAGGCCCACAAGCAGUGACAGUUGUCAACACAGGAGGCUGCGGACUUUCUCAGGGGUCACACCCCCUGGAGAAGAACAGUUGGAAAACUGGGUCGAACAGGCCAGACUAAUGAUUGAAGAAUGCCAUGGAUCUGAAAGAGAGAAGAGGAUGAAAAUCAUGGAGAGUGUAAAGGGGCCUGCACUAGAGAUCCUGCAAGCUGUCAGAUUCAACAACCCUAAUGCCAUGUCUAUAGACUACCGUGACAUUCUUGAGAACACCUUUGGCACACCGGAAAGUGGUGAAGAACUCUACUUUGCUUUCAGAAUGCUGUGUCAACAUCCUGCUGAGAAACUUUCUGAAUUCCUGAGAUGCCUGGAACGAGUUCUGACUAAAGUUAUCCAAAAAGGCGGGCUUCAGUCAGCCACAGCUAAUAGUCCGUCUAAAUCAACUCAUCAAAGGGGCCACCAGAUCUGA